Messenger RNA from Pungitius pungitius (ninespine stickleback), 7649 nucleotides. RefSeq names its product glutamate receptor, ionotropic, N-methyl-D-aspartate 3A (gene grin3a). The transcript is spliced from 10 exons. NCBI's taxonomy places the organism in Eukaryota, Metazoa, Chordata, Actinopteri, Perciformes, Gasterosteidae. Gene Ontology annotation, biological process: ionotropic glutamate receptor signaling pathway; monoatomic ion transport. The coding region runs from base 2610 to 6383 and encodes 1257 amino acids. Gene Ontology annotation, molecular function: NMDA glutamate receptor activity. Gene Ontology annotation, cellular component: plasma membrane. The record is from RefSeq and is a predicted model, not a curated record.
UUUAAGUCACAGAGCCAAUGUUUCUUCACGGAAAGGCAAUGUAUGUUUCCUCAUGGAGAAAUAUGUGUUGAUUACUCAAAUAUCAAAACAUAAGAUAACCAAGGUUAGAAAAUGACUCUGAAGGAGAAAGAGAAUGAGCUUUGUGCAAAGCACUCUCACCACAAGCAAUCGCUAAAUGUAUCACAUAAAGUUAGAAUGAAGAACAUAAUGGCCACAAUGGGCGCCAGGUUGGUAAAGUAAUGAAUGUGUCAUAAUGCUCAAUUGCUAAUAAUUAAAAUGAUUAUAAUGUAUUGUGAGUUUCCUAUUAGUUUGGUCAUCAUAGAAUAUGAUUCAGAGAGAGAAGUGUUGGAAUAUUUAUUUGGCACCAUCAUAACAUGUGAAACACAUAAAAUAAAUAUUUUUGAUGUAAACAUUUGAUCUGGUUUAAUAUGUAAAUGAAUACAUUCUAAAAUUAAAACUUCCAACCAUUCUUUUCCAUAAGUAAAAUGUACAACUCUCUCUAACUCUAUGUCCCUUGAAUGUCCCAUGACUGGACCGUGGGGAUUUAUGUUAUGGUGAAAAUCAUUUUUAAAUCUGCAAGCUUCCUACGGCUCAAUUGUAGGUGAUUAAACUGUCAUUAAGAGCUUGAAUUGGAAUGAACUCUCUCACUGUGGAGCCUUGUCCUGUAUUCCAUGCUCACAAUGAUGUAGCAUUAAAAAAAAGGGAAUUGCUUUUUUGGUUGGAACAACUGCGAUAGCUAAGAUUCACUCUCAAAUCUCACCUCGAAUAAUUCGCUCAAUGCCAUUUUCUUUUUUGGCCACCCAUGUUGUUUAAUCCAAAAUAAAAUAUUGUAUUUGUUACAUUGUUUAAACAGCUGCCUGUUUAGUUGCUUAUUUACUUUACUUUCUUUGCCUUCCUUUUCUUUCCUCACUUCCUCUCUUUCCCCUCCCUUCAACACCCCCCCAUAUCCAUUCCCACACCCUGUGCUCCUCUCCUCCUAUUCUUCUUUAUCUCCUCCCCUCUGGUCACCACCUUCUCCAUUUCCAAUUCUUCACCCCUGACAAAAUCCCCCCUUUUCCGUAUAGCUCCAUCUUUUGAGGUCACGUGGCAGCAGAUCGAUCUGGUCAUUGAUCAUCCAAUAUCUGAGUGGGCUUGCCUCUUAUUUCCAAACAGAUCAUUGAUCUAUAUCAGACCAUUAACCAAUCAUUAAUCUGGGUCCCUAUUUAAAUGGAGGCUGCUGAUUGGUUCAAUGGUGACCACUGGCCUGUGUGCAGCAACAAGAGGCAGAUUAUUUAAACAUGCGAUCCCUCAACAGCUCUUAAUGAUCUAAAUGGGUGUGCUUCAAUAUCAUUAAAUUAAAUAACCACAUUAAUAGCAGGUGGAUGUCUGGUUUAAUUUAAAAUUGAUUUCAGCGUCUACGCACGCACACUCACACAGAUACCACAGGCCCAAUCUAUAAUAAUAUCUCACAAAUGAUCCAGUAGUGCAGUGUUUUCUUGACGUUUAGAUCAUGCAUUGCAAGAAGAGCGUGCACACAUAGUGGUAUGGUAUGGGCCUAAAAUCCAACAGUUUCCUUCCUGAGCCUCCCUGCUCAGUGGUGACUGGUUUAAAAAAACAAAGGUGGAGAUUUUAAACAACAUCAGUGUGGACAGUUUGGCAUUUGCAGGAUGGUCUGCUGCGACGAAAAAAUGUACACUGGUUACAAAACCUUGUAAUUGGCUGACAAGGGUUGCUGACAUAAUAAUUUACCAUACGUGAAACACCCGGAUUCAUAUUGCGCUGGACACAUUAGUACCUGGACCAUUGCCCAUUGUAUGAUAGAUUGGUAAGCAUGCUGCAUGUGCUGAGACUGAAACAACAUAUGGUGUCUAUUCAUUCAUUUACCCGUGCACGCAUUCAUUCGUUCACGUCAGCCCCCGGACACUGUCAGAGGGGAUGGAGUGGAGAUAAAGUGAGGACGGGGUUAAAUCUCAUUGGAACUUGCGCAGUCAAAUCCACGGUGUCGUGCCGGAGGUCUCGCCGGUUACAAGUGUUGGUACAGGCGAUGACUCGAGCCGCGCGGACGCGCUCCGUAAAGCUUUUAGGGCCAACUGGAACAAAACAUGUUUUUCUUUUUUUUUCCCGUUUCGAGUACCGGAACUGAGUGAAUGUCACUCCUGCGCUCUGGAUGAUGAUGGGAUCGUUUUCCUUGGAAGGCAUCAAGCCAUCCGCUUUCUCCAGGGUUGAAUUGCACUGUUUGGGGAUGUGUUUGAUGCGCACUAACAUUGUUUUCCUCUUCUUCUGGGCUUUGAUUCACGUGGAAUAUAUGGAAAUAUUCCCAUUUGAUUCCGCAACCAGUUCACUAAUCAAGCUAGAAUGAUGAAAAUCGUUUGAGAUGAAAAAAAGCACUUUUGGGGAUAAUUGUCUGCUUGUGCGCGGCUCGUGCCUUUUCUUGCGCCUCGGCAGCCUGUUGUCCGUGUCCGGGGAGAAACACGCAACUUUGCCGCGAGCCGGAGCCGCGGCUGCAGCGGCGGGUUUGAGCGCCGCACGAGGGACACACGCACGGUGCCAGGAGGGGGACCAACGGAGCGGCCCCGGUGUUCCACCAUUGCGCGGUUGGACGGGGAUUCCGGUGCAGCUGUGGAGUGCAGAUGAUGAUGAAGACGGUGGCGAUGAUGGUGAUGAAUGGCCCGGAAGCCCGAGCAGGCACCGGGGUCUUAUUCUUACUGCUGUGCGCUCUAGUCUUUGACCCACCGUGCGCCCACGGUCACCCGCAGCCGUGCCAAGUACUGAAACGGAUCGGCCACACGGUUCGGGUCGGGGCUCUGGACGUUCAGCCCCGCUUGCUCUCCGCAACAGGGGGCGGCGGCGGCUCUGAGGAGUGGGACGCCGAUCGAGGUUUCCUCGGGAGUGAGGAGCGUCGGAUGGAGUUGGAAAAAGAGGGUAAAACAAGUGCCGGUGCGCCCGGACACGGGAGCCUCAGGACCAGAGGCACCGCUAAUAACCAGCGGGGAGCCAGCAGGGGCAGGAGCCAGGCACGGCAGCGGGAGGAGAACACCUCCAGGGAGAACCGGGUGUUCGCUCCCCGAGACUCGAUCCUCCUCGCCGUGGAGGCGAUCAACCGGGCCGGGCUGCUGCCGUUCAAUUUGUCAUUAGAGCUCGUCAUGGCCGUCGGGUCCGGACUCGGCGAGCUGCCCGCCUUCUCCGGCCCGUCCGCCGGCAGCCCCGAGGGCGAGGACCCCUUGUCCUUCGUCGAGAGUGUGUGUCACACGGUGGUCGUGCAGGGGGUUUCCGCCAUGGUCUCCUUCCCACGAAACCGGGACGAGUUCGUGAAGUUGGAGUUCGUCUCGCUGGCGCUGCAGGUGCCGGUGGUCAGCGUGGUGCAGAGGGAGUUUACGCGCCACAGUCAGAAUCCUCUCCAUUUCCAACUGGCGAUGCGGACCGUGGAGGCCCCACCAUCCCGUCUCCUCUCUACCCUGCUGAUGAUGAACGGCUGGUGGGACAUCAGCAUUUUGCUCUGUCAGGAAUGGGACAUUAGCGAUUUCCUCCUCCUCAUCAACAACAACUCCCGCUUCCACCUGGGCACGCUGGUCAAUCUGACAACUAUCUCCUCAACCUCAUCAUCGUCCUCAUCUUCGUCAACACCCUCGGGAGCGGCAUCAGAUGUGGCAGCAGGUGCAGAGGCGUCUUCGCCGUCUUUGCCUUACUUUUCCCCCGCCGGCUCCUCCUCCUCCUCCUCUUCUGCUUCUUCGUCCACGUCCUCCUCCAAAUUGGACCAGCAGCAGGUUCUGAUGCGGCAGCUGGAGGCCCUGAGAGAACAUUCGUCCACGAGGGGCGUGGUGACGUUCGGGUGCGAGAUCCGCGAGGUGCGGCGUCUGUGGACGCUGGCCAGUCGGAUGACGCUCCCGGAGUUUCACUGGGUUUUGGGGGACAGCCAGAACGUGGCCGAGCUGAGAACAGAGGGUUUGCCCCUGGGGCUGCUGGCACACGGAGUCAUGGAGGCCCCAUCUCUGGAUCACUUUGUCCACGACUCAUUGGAGCUAGUGGCGCGCGCUGUGGGCAGUGCGGCGCAGGAGAAUCCCGCUCUGGCUCUCAUACCCGGGACUACUAACUGUAUGGAUAUACUAAAGAGCAACGGCAGCUCAGGGGAGUACUUGUCAAGAUUUCUAUCCAACACGUCGUUUGAGGGCCAGACGGGUUUGAUAUCCAGAGACCCUCACAGCCAGAAUGUCAUCUCGGAGGCCCAUCAUUACAUCUGGUCCCUCCAGCUGGACCCUCUGGGGCAGCCCACCUGGACCCGCCUGGGCCGCUGGCGCAGCGGCGAGGUUCUGAUGGACCGCCGGGCCUGGCCAAGCCAUCAGGGAUCCGGGUCCGGAGGAGACUGGCGGCGGUCCGCGCGGCUGCACAUGCGGGUGGUGACUCUGGUGGAGCACCCCUUCGUAUUCACCCGGGAGGUGGACGGGGACGGCUUGUGUCCCGCGGGCCAGCUGUGCCUCGACCCGCUCACCAACGAAUCGUCGGUCCUGAAAGGAUUUUUCCAGAACCUCGCAGGACCGAACGGAUCCGUCCCGACGGAACUGAAGAAGUGUUGUUAUGGUUACUGCAUCGAUCUGCUGGAGAAGCUGGGAGAGGACAUGGGCUUCACUUUCGACCUCUACAUUGUAGGCGAUGGGAAGUACGGGGGCUUCAAGAACGGUCGCUGGACCGGAUUGGUGGGGGAUCUGCUCAGCGGCGCCGCCCACCUGGCGGUGGCCUCCUUCAGCAUUAAUUCAGCCAGAAGCCAGGUCAUUGACUUCACCUCGCCCUUUUUCUCCACCAGCCUGGGAAUUCUUGUUCGAACUCGAGACACUGCCGCACCCAUCGGUGCCUUCAUGUGGCCUCUCCAUUGGUCCAUGUGGCUGGGCAUCUUUGUCUCCCUCCACGUCACCGCUGUCUUCCUCACCCUGUACGAGUGGCACAGCCCGUUUGGCAUGACGCCUCGCGGACGCAACCGCGACCGAGUGUUCUCCUUCUCCUCGGCGCUCAACGUGUGCUACGCCAUCCUCUUCGGGAGAACGGUGGCCAUCAAGCCGCCAAAGUGCUGGACGGGCCGCCUGCUGAUGAACCUCUGGGCCAUCUUCUGUCUGUUCUGUCUGUCCACCUACACCGCAAAUCUAGCUGCCGUCAUGGUCGGGGAGAAGACCUAUGAACAGCUGUCAGGGAUCCAUGACCCAAAGUUACACCAUCCCUCUCAGGGAUUCCGAUUUGCUACGGUGAGAGAAAGCAGCGCAGAGGACUACCUCAAGAAGAGUUUCCCCGAGAUGCACGAGUACAUGAGAAGAUACAACGUGCCGGCGACCCCUGAUGGAAUUCAUCAGCUCAAGGCUGACCCUCAGAGACUGGAUGCAUUCAUCAUGGACAAAGCGCUGCUGGACUACGAGGUCUCCAUAGAUGCAGACUGUAAAACACUGACAGUGGGGAAGCCCUUCGCUAUAGAAGGCUACGGCAUCGGCCUGCCUCAGAACUCUGCCCUCACCUCCAACAUCUCGGAGCUGGUUAGUCAGUACAAGUCGGACGGCUUCAUGGACAUGCUGCACGACAAAUGGUACAAGGUUGUGCCCUGUGGGAAGCGCAGCUUCGCCGUGACCGAGACGCUGCAGAUGGGCAUAAAGCAUUUCUCUGGCCUGUUCGUGAUGCUCUGUGUGGGUGUGGCCUUGUCCCUUCUGACCACAGUAGCGGAACUCAUCGUCUACAAGCUGGUGAUCCCGAGGGUCAAGGAGCCACGCUUCAGAUAUUGGCUGCACACAAGCCAGAGAUUACACCGGGCCCUUAACUCAGUCUUCACUGAUGACAAACUACCAACUGUCACCAAGCAGGAGAAGAGGUGCAACGAGGGGAACAACCAGUCGGCAUCUUGGAAUCCCUCGGAGUCCUCUCACUGCAACAGACGUAGGAUCCUUCCGCAAGAGAUGCAGAAUGACCUGGAGCUCCCUUCCUCCCGGGAGCUUCCUUCAACGCCGUCCCCGUCUCCCCUGCCUCAUUCCCGCUCUCUCCCCCUCAUGGAGAAACACCCGCUCUUCGUCACCAACUCCAACGGUCGCUCGGACCUGUCAGGGCGGGGUCUGGGGUCAGGCCAGGGGGGCCCCGGGCCGGGCCUCGCCCGCUUGGGGGUGGGCGCCUUCGGCCCCGGAGCCGGUGCGGCUGUCGGCCGGAGCCCACUGGUUCAGGAGCUGUCGGAACUGGAGGGUCAGAUCCUCGCAAUCAAGCAGCAGUUGCAGUCCGCCAUGAGGAGGAAGCGAGAGCUAGAACAGUACCAAUCGGAGAACCAGCAAGCGAACCAGACUGCAUCAAGUCAGCCCACUGCCCACCAGUCCAACCAGUUUGUUCAGUACACCCAGUCGCACCAGCAGACCAAUCAACACACAAACACGCUCCCGGACUUCUGAAGCUCUUCUCCUUUGUUUCUGCCCAGAUGAACCUGGUUGGACAUGGGGACUUGUUUUCACAGCCCCCUGCAUGGGUGAAUGAGUUUUUGGAGUUGGGACAUUCACAGAUUUCUUGGCGUGGUGCUCAGGAGUUCCCCCUGAACGCCGGGCCGAAAAGUUCUGCAGAGAUUCGACCCUGAUCUGUAGCCCCGGCAGAGCGUCGUCUGACUUCGGGGGAAAGUGAGAUUCCCUUAGAGGAGACAAAGGUGACCCUGGGGCGCUGAACCUAAUCUGUUCUCACUAGCUUGUUGCUGUCACUGAGGUGCCGUGCGAAGCUUCCUCCUCCUCACCCCACCUUCCUCCCCUCCAUUUCUUUUUUCCAUCAAUGUCCAUUCCUCCUCCCCUUGCCCCUCCCUCCUUUCCCUUUCCCUCUACGCCUCAUGUACUUAAGCUUAAUGGUGCAAAUUCACCCGAGUCGUGCGUGGAGGGACGUCGGGAGUUUAAACGACCUGACGUUGAACCCACCCUUAAAUCUUAAGUCGUAUGGCCUCGUGCUGAAACCUUGUAUCUUUUGUGUGGAAGAGAAAUGAUUGUGAUUGUUUGAAAUACCAUGGAUGGCCUACAGUUUUUGGCCAUUGGCAAUGCAUUUGAUGAGGUUUACGUUGCUUUUUUAUUGUGCAUCUUUGUAAGGUUUUGGUGGCGCUGUUGUUAAGCGUAAAGAAAAAAAAUAUAAAGCUUCAGCAAAACAGCCCUAUGUUCUCUAAGAAAUCUGGUUGGCACUUUGCGUUGGAUCACAGGACGGGAUCUUAUUUUAGGGAUCACUGUAUAAAGUUGCCCUGCACUUCACAGACUCACUUCUAGUUCCUGAUAGGAAGCUGCACCUCCGAGUCGUCGGUUCACUGGUCACAGUUCAACUUGUGGACUGAGUGUUUUUGGUCUUCACAAUAGAUUUACAGAAAACAAAAGGGGAAGAAGUAACACAGAAUGAUAAUGAAUCCAAUAGUCUUCAGCCUUUUCAGUCAGGGAACCAAAACAGGACCUUUUUACACGGCCUCUUGAGAUCAUACCGCUGCAACACAGAACCAUUCUUUUCUCGGUACCAGGCCACAGUUGAAUAGUACAUGUAAACACAAACAUAGAGCACUUGUCAAACUCUCACAUUGUGUUUGAAUAUGAUGAUAAUUCACAACUGAACACACUGAAACGGUUCCUCUGUGACAAUACAUGUUUUCUCUUGCACUUUCUGUUGGCGUUUGGAUGUGUUCUGUUAUUAAAAAUGUACCUCUU